Molecule: messenger RNA, 3910 nt
Organism: Centruroides sculpturatus (bark scorpion)
Lineage: Eukaryota; Metazoa; Arthropoda; Arachnida; Scorpiones; Buthidae
Exons: 1
Coding region: 263-3535 (1090 amino acids)
Source: RefSeq, a predicted model, not a curated record
UCAAACGUAUUAAACAAAAGAUAUCAAUUCAUAGAAGUUAUAAAUUCGAAGAAGUAGAUUAUUACUAAUAUCGUAAAUUCUAAAUUGAAAAAGAAUUAAUUUUAACGUUGGAAUUUGCUCGCCAUUACGUAGGCCUGACACUCUUCAGUCGUUUCUCGCCAAGAACGCUAAAUAGAUCUCGCCAAGAUCGGUCGCCUAUCGACACGAGCAUUUGUUAUAAAUUCGCAUUUCCGGUGAAAGUUGAAAACUUCGCUUCAGAAUUAUGACAACCAUAAACGACGAGUUGAACUCUUUAACGUCAGAAGAUAUAAAACACUUUACUGUCGCCCAGUUGAAAGCCGAUUUACGUUUGCGGAAUCUUUCUCUUGUUGGAAGCAAAGACUGUUUAAUUUCUCGCAUCGUGGAUGAUAAUAUAAAAAGAAAACAGCAGGGAAAUUUAGACGAACUCGCUACUCUUAGGAUGCGAUCGAGUGACAAAGAUGACGACGCUAAAAUAAUUCCUGACAGCGCAGAAUUAUUAAAACAAAUCCAACUGUUACAAAAACAAGUCGAAACCCUAAAUAAUCGCAACGAUACGCCACAAAUUCCUGCACCUACUUCGCAACUGGAUCCUAAUAUUGCCGCAGUCCUGACUACGCUAAUGGAAUCUCAAAAACAGUUGAUUGAGAGACAAAUAAAUUCGCCAAGUACUAUUCAAAUCACGUCAACUAAUGACACGGCAAAUUCCAUUCCGAUAUUUCGUGGUGAUAUGAUUGAUAAUGCGCUCGAGUGGCUAAAAGAAGUUGAAAGAAUUUCAACAUUGGCAAACUGGACUGAUGAACUCAAAUUGACUAAUACUAUCUCACGUCUCGCUGGAUCUGCUAGAAAUUGGCAAUUAACUCAAGGUAACCGUUACAAUAAUUGGAUAGAAUGGAAAGUUGCCCUUACAUCAAGAUUUAAAAGACGUAUUACUAUGCAAGAAUUUUUAGCUUAUCAAGCUGAUCGGAAACUAAAAAGGAACGAAAGCUUGGUUGAUUACAUAUAUGCCAAAGACGCUCUCUUGGAAAAAGCUCCUUUUACUAUCCCACAGCCAGAUCGAAUUUCAAUGAUCAUUGGUGACAUCACUGAAGAAAAAUGGCAGAUUGCCUUAGCUACACAGAACUCUAAUACUGUCGAAGAGUUAAUUGACAGAGCAAUGGCACUUGAUGCAAUUCGAAACAUGCAGCACGAAUAUAAAUCACGCCAACCUUACGGAUCACGCCCAUCACCGAAAAUUACACCAAUAUCUUCAAAUCCGUAUAAUGAACAACUUCGCAAGUAUAACCCUGAAACCGAUGAUCUUCGCGAUAUCACCUGUUGGAGAUGUGGAACCAGAGGUCACGCAUCGUUCAUGUGCAGUUUACCGCCUCCUCAAAAAGGUUCACCAAUUGCUCGCCCAAAAAAUUCACCGAGUCGUUUUGAAGAAAUUCAGAACCGUCAAACGAACGAUUCUUCUCAGCAUAUCGAAAACACAACUAAUCCCAAUAAUUCAUCACCACAUGGCAUUACAGGCCCAAAGUUUACAGAUUUACGUCGCAAUACUAAACGAAAUUCAGCAACACGACCAGAGCCUAAAAGAGCAAAUGACUCUAACUCUAUAAACUGCAUUAAGACCGAUAUAAAAAAACGUGCCUUAAUACCUGCUACCAUUAACAAUCAAACCGAAGUUCAAGCACUCUGUGAUCCAUGCGCAGAUAUCACAGUUAUUCAACAAUCGUGCGUUCCACCUGAUUGUGUCAUUCAUCCGUGGACUGAUGGUGAAUUCCAAGUUGUUGAUCACGAAAUAAAGCCCAUAGGUUGGAUAUCCUUAAAUAUUAAGAUUGGAAACAUUGAUCAUCUAAUGCCAAAAAUUGGAAUUUGCAAACAACUUCCAUUUUCGUUAAUCCUAGGAUUCGACUGGCAACAACAAGUUCAAGCCAGAUGCACUUACGAUCCUAACGGCUCAUUAUGUAUCUCUACACCAUCUGCACUUCAUCUGUACGAAUGUAUUCACGCGUCUAAAAACAGUAUCAGCUGUAUUUCUUCAAAUGAUAUCUCAUUACCGCCAUUAGAUGAUGUUACUUUACCAACAGUAGUGCCAAAUUGUUUUAGUCCCCAAACGCAAUUAAUUCCAAAAUCCACAGGAUUAUCAAAGGAACAGCAAAUUCAACUCGAUGCCGUUAUUGGAACAUUUGCCGACGUCUUCUAUUCUGAAGAUGACAACAUUGGAUUGUGUCCAUACGUGGAAUUCACAGUAGAUUUACAACACGACAAACCCCUUAGGUGCCGACCGUACCGCCUCACGGAGCCCGAUCGCCAGUUUAUGAAGACUCAGAUUCAAAAAUGGAUAAAACAAGGAAUUUGUCGCCCUUCCCAAUCACCUUACGCAGCGCCUGCCUUCAUUGUGGAACAGCCCUUUCAUGAAAGUACCCCAAGAAGAAUUGUUGUAGAUUUUUCACGCACGAUUAACAGUAUCACCAAGAUCGACCCUCACCCGAUCGACCGAAUGGAAGAUGUUAUUAAACGCACAGUAGGUAAACUCUACAAUUCAAAGAUAGACGUCAAGUCUGCAUUUAACACAAUUCGCAUAAAAGAAAGUGAUAUUUACAAAACUGGUUUUGUUACUCCCGACGGACAUUUUGAAUUUCUUCGCAUGCCAUUUGGAGUUACCAAUGGACCAUCAACGAUGACGAGAGCCAUUAAAUUAGCUUAUGACCAUUUAGCCCAGUUUAAUGUAAAUACAUAUAUUGACGACAUUUCAACAUCGCAUAAUGAUUUCAGAUACCACCUAAAAGUGCUUUAUAAAAUCCUCGAAGCAACUCGCAGUGCUGGCUUUAAGUUGACACCAGAGAAAUCUCAAUUUGCAGCGUCAGAAAUCUCUCUUUUUGGUAGAAUUCUUUCCCAACGUGGUGAACGCCCUGAUCCAGGACGCACAGCAGCAGUUGAACGUUACGUAACUCUGAAAUCGAUUCAUGAAGUUAGAAGCUUCCUUGGCUUUGCCAAUCAGUUUAGAAAACAUAUCCGCAAUUAUGCUGUUAUUGCAAGUUUUAUUGACGAUACUCCUCGUGAAGUUCAGUUAGACCUUUUAACCUUAGCCAGGGCCGAAGCCGCCAACAAUGUGUACGAAACACACUUAGAUAACAAAAGGAGAUUUGAUCUACAUCGCCAACCCCAUUCGUUUAAGCCUGGAGAUCUCGUCUUAUACGACUGGCCGAAACAACACGAUCAUAAACUCUCGCCAAUGUUCAAAGGACCAUUCAAGAUUGUUCGUCCAGUCGGGGCCGUAUGCUACGAGAUCACAUCGCUCACAGCACAAAGAAAGUUUCAGAAGGUCGUUCAUGUGCAACAUCUUCGUCCAUAUUACAAGCGAGAUGCGCCAGUCCUCGAAGAAGACGUAAGCUCCGAGGAAGAAGAACCGGAAGUGGAAGUUCAGGAUCAGGUAGAUGAUCGCUCAAAGGUACUUGACCAAAAUGACCAAGAAUCAAGUAGACAUGACAGACGUCGCAACCGUCACCCUCCCAAAAGACUUGAACAAUAACUUUUAGACCUUACGUGUUACGCUUCAAUUCUAAAUUUGUACCUUGUCCUUAAAUUUCUCAUUGAGCGGGGCCGAAUGUAAGGUCUCAUAUUGUUUAAAUUAGUGGCGGCGCUGUUGUUGCCGCAGUUCGCCAUGUUGUUUUCUGUUGUUUGUUCUUAUCGCCACAAGUUAAAGUUGGUAAGCAUCAAAUAUUAAAUUAUUCAUUAAUUAGUUGCGUUAUAUUCGUUUAUUAAUUCAUAACGUUGUCACUCGACGCCGAUCCAAACCUUAUAUGGCGCAGUCGACAGUGGAAAGAACAUUUCAUUAACAAAAUUGUUAAUAUUAAACUUUUAGAACUUCGUUUCAACGGUCGCCAUUAACGACGAGCAAAAAUCA